AUGAAUGAUGAUACCUGCAAAUUAUUUGAAAGAGUUGCUAAAAAGAUGGGUUGGGCUGACAAGGGUGGACUGGACACAGCAGAAAAAAAGCUGAUGAGCACAAUUGGCAAGACUCGUCAUGAUGCCACAAGUGGCCCUCGAUCGGCCUCACCUGUCCAGCUUGUCUUCUCUGACAGUGAAGAUGCUGCAGAGAAGGAAAACCAGCCGUCCAUGUGCAACGAUUACAGAAACAAGUCUUUGAUCGAGUCCAGUGAUGAUGACUUUGAUCAAUUUCUUGUCGGACAAGCUACACCGAAAUCUAAACCUACCUCACAGAAACCACGUAGUGCUACAAACAAAGACAGUUCAAAUGUUCUUUUGUUGAGCUCGGAUGAUGACGGCAGUUUCGAGACAUUUCUACAACGAGUAAAAACCCCUACGGUCAAGCCUAAGAAGAUAUCAGUGAGUGGGAGUGAAGAUAGCUUCAAAAAUUUCAUAGUAGAUGACCUCUCAUCCGAUGAUGACUUUAUUGAGACAAAAUCAUCUUUUAAAGUGCCUAAGAAGAUCAAUACUCCAGCAGCCCAGCAACCAGUGAGGAGACCAUUGUCUCAAUAUGACUCCCCUGUCUUUAUUAGCGACAGUGAUGAUGAUGAUAAUAUUGUGGUCAAGAGCACUUGGCGGACUCGUAUCUCAAAACCUAAGCCCCCGCUGUCAAAGGCUAAUAAGAAUAAUGCUCUGCUGUCUAAUGAAGAGGAGAGUUCGCCAUCACUGCCUUUGCCUCCCAUAUCUUCUCCUGUUUCUCUUCCUCCACACACAACUCCAGCAUCACUGGCUUCUCCCAAACGCACUCUUUCAGCGCCUUCUAUGCUGGAUGAAUCAGCCAGUUCUGAGGAGGAGUUCACAUCCCUACUGGAGAGACUGAAAAAGAAAAACAAGUGCCCUAGCACCUCAUUUUCACCGAAGCACACCCACGAAUGUGAUAAGGAGCCUCCUGUGUCGGCUCCUCUUGUAAAGGGACUCACAACGCUAGCCUCUAAAUUAGGGGAUACACCACUGCGUGCAAAGACAUCGGGAAAAUCCACCAUCUUGAAGCCAACUGUCAGUCAGACAGAGCCCAGACACGGCCCCAGCAGCAGGGUAGCAUUGUGUAAGACCCCAGGGUGCUUCUUGCAGUCCUUAUCAAACCCUGGCUCCAGCUAUGGCCGCAAUUUUAAGCAGAACAAGGAAGAACUCACCAGCAGACUCUACCAGCUGUACAAUACCAGUGUGUUUGACAGUAAGCUCCCCAUCAACAUGUCACUUACUUGGAAUAAGAAAAUGCGGAAAACAGCCGGUUACUGUAUUACGGGGCAGGAGCGAGGUGGAGGGAGCCGCUAUGCCCGCAUUGAACUGUCAGAGAAAGUCUGUGAUAGUGCAGAUCGUCUCAGGGACACACUGAUUCAUGAGAUGUGUCACGCUGCAACCUGGCUGAUUAAUGGUGUAAGGGACGGACACGGAAACUUCUGGAAGCUGUAUGCUCGCAAGGCCACUCUGGUGCAUCCUGAGCUGCCCAUGGUCACUCGCUGCCACAGUUAUGACAUAAAGUACAAAUUCCAGUACCAGUGCACCCGCUGCCAGAAUACGAUCGGGCGUCAUUCCAAGUCCCUGGACACACAGAGGUUUGUGUGUGCCCUGUGCACAGGACAACUUGUCCUACUGAUGCCCUCCAAGACACGUGCUCCCACACCCUUUGCCAACUUCGUCAAAGAGAAUUAUGGGGCCGUACGACAGGAGCUGGCGGGACUCAGCCAUGCAGAGGUGAUGCGUAAACUUAGUGCAGACUUUUCCUCCAAGACUAAACUCAGUGAAAGCUGAGUUCUCGACGCUCACUGUACUUACAGCCAGGGACUGCACGAUCACAGGAAACCUGUUCUGAAAUACCUCAGUCAACUAGUCUUACAUGAACCAGCUGCUGCCAUUGUUAAUAUUGUCUAUAUUUUUGUAUUUUUCGUGUCAUUUCUGUAUUUGUUAGUUGUGAUUUUAGACUAGAUAUCCUGGUGUCCUUGGUAUCAAAUAUGUACUGGAGAAAUGAUUGUAUGGUACAGUAGCUAAAUGUAUGAUUAGAUCCAUGUUUUUUUUUAUUAUUUCUUGUUAUGAGCCUUAAAUAAAGUUUCAAUGUGUGACUAUA
Micropterus salmoides (largemouth bass) is the source of this 2146-nucleotide messenger RNA. RefSeq names its product germ cell nuclear acidic peptidase (gene gcna). The transcript has 12 exons. NCBI's taxonomy places the organism in Eukaryota, Metazoa, Chordata, Actinopteri, Centrarchiformes, Centrarchidae. The coding region runs from base 1 to 1833 and encodes 610 amino acids. The record is from RefSeq and is a predicted model, not a curated record. Gene Ontology annotation, cellular component: nucleus.